UGGCUCCGCCUUGUAAGGCGACAGGAAGCGCCUCCACUACCAAGUGAUUUGCCUGUUUUAAGAAAAGUGAAGUAAGGCCGAAGUUAAAUCGAAGGAUUUGAUCGAAGACAUCCGCAAGUUUAGUGUGAAAUCUAUGUGCGACCUACCUCGAAUGUGGUUUGAUACUAAAGAACCAAGUGAAAAACAUGUUUUCGUUCAUGCACUAAAUGUAGCAGUAUAGCCAGUUAACGUUAACGAAAACAUCAAUAAACGUGCCAGGCCAUGGCCCAGGGCAGUGAGGUCCAGUACGAGCCGGUGGCAGAGAUCGGAGGCGGUGCAUACGGGACGGUGUACAAAGCUCGGGACCUGGAGAGCGGCCAGUUUGUAGCUCUGAAGAGCGUUCGCGUCCAGACGGACCAAGAUGGCCUCCCUAUCUCCACAGUCAGAGAGGUGGCCCUGCUGAAGAGACUGGAGCAGUUUGACCAUCCCAACGUGGUCAAGUUAGAACACAUUCAUUCAUUCAUUGAACCUUUAUUUAAAGUGAUAGUUCACACCAAAAUCAAAGAUUGUCAAAUGUUUUCAGGCCAGGAAAGAUGAGUUCACGUUCCAUGCAACUUUUAUGUAGAUCUAGGUAUAAGCCUCAACCCCAUUUGGAAUGUAAAGAGACCUCUUUCGAGGUCUGAAAACCAACACACCUACACACUAAUAGGCCUUUAAUGACCGAUAAACACACAUACUGGUUACAUACUCUUGCUUUCAAAUGUCAGUAGAUUCAUGUAAAUUUUGGGGUAGGUGCAACAUAAGAAAGAACAAUUCAAGGGUUUGAGGGAAAAAGGUCUAACUGGUGUCUCCAAGUGGCCACACCUCUCCAAACUGUGCACAGUUCCCAAGUCAUUUCAAUGCACUUUUAUGACUCAAGGAAAGAGCCUUCAACUAUAAGGUGUUUUUUUUAGCUCUCCUAGCUCUGCCAUGAAGGAACUGAGGCAAGCACAAUUUGUUUGGAACACAGUCCUGCGUCCCCACCAUCACAUAAUUACUGUUUACGCAAUCCAAAAUCGUUUUAUUAUAAUUUGCAAUCUGGGUCAGCUGGGCAUCAUUUGAAAACUUCUUGCCAAAAUGACUAGCUAAGUAAUAAAAUACGAUCAUAGUGUUUCACAAGGCACUUCAGACAAACAAUUUGUAAUUUUUGUGCGUAUGGAAUGGAGUCAUGAGUGCUUUCAAGUGUGGGUUCCCGAGGCAAAUUUUCUUCACAAUACGACAAACAGGUUAAUUCAUGUCAGAACGACCCAGGGUAUGACAAGUCAUUCUUGGAAAUGUUGAUACUGUAAAGCGAUCAUAAACGUUGAUUCUGUAAAUUACAUGAGUUUUCAGAUAUGGAAAUGUGAAGUGCACAUUUGGACUGUGUGGUUUGCUUGUAUGACCGGCCAGGAUGUCCUUGUCCCAUCACGCUCCAGCGACUCGUGGGGGGCCGGGCGCAUGCACGCUGACACGGUUGCAAGCGUUACGGUGUUUCCUCCAACACAUUGGUGCAGCUGGCUUCUGGGUUAAGCGAGCAGUGUGUCAAGAAGCAGUGUUGCUUGGCAGGGUCAUUUUCCGGAGGACGCAUGGCUCUCAACCUUUGCCUCUCCAGAGUCUGUACGGGAGUUGCAGCCAUGGGACAAUACUGUAACUACUAAUUGGAUAUCAUGAAAAAGAGAAAGAAAAAAAGUACUUUAAAAAGGGAAUGAAUGCAAUAAAGUAAUCAACACACCCAUACACGUAAAUUGUUCCUCUCCACCAAUAGCGCCUUUGAACUGCAUAAACAUGCACAAACACAUUAACACAGUCACAAACGCUCUCAAUCACACAGUCGGUGUUGGUUUUGUUGCAGCCUGAGACUUCAGUUUUGACCUGAUCACCUAUAUCUCUACCACCCUCCGCCCACAUAGCCUCAGAACUGUGUAAUGCGUAAAGACUGACUGGUAUGUUUUGAUAAGUAGGUUCUAUAAAGGUUAUUAGCUAGCAACAGACUCACCAUGGCAUGCCUCUCAUUCAGAUUAUGAUGAAUGACCAUAAACUUGUCUGUUUGACUGUGUAUUAAGAGCGAUCCCACACAUGGUAUGUGUGCUGCUGUCAGGUGCUUGGAUUUUAAUCUGCACCACAAUAAUGACUAAUCUCUGAGAAGGCAUGGCAGCUGAAAUGUUACCUGAACUGUAGUGCAGGUUCAAUUAAAUCCCUUGAGAGCAGCACACACAAUGGACUUGCUCUCUAUCUCGUGUUGUGGAUGGCCCAGCACUAGUGUGAAAGUUAGGGAUGUGUGCAUAUCACUCACACACUCUGUAUGUGUACAUCAGGCUCAUGGAUGUGUGUGUUCUGUGUUUGUGUGUACAUCAGGCUCAUGGAUGUGUGUGUUCUGUGUUUGUGUGUACAUCAGGCCCAUGGGCGUGUGUGUUCUGUGUUUGUGUGUACGUCAGGCUCAUGGGCGUGUGUGUUCUGUGUUUGUGUGUACGUCAGGCUCAUGGGCGUGUGUGUUCUGUGUUUGUGUGUACAUCAGGCCCAUGGGCGUGUGUGUUCUGUGUUUGUGUGUACAUCAGGCCCAUGGGCGUGUGUGUGCUGUGUUUGUGUGUACAUCAGGUCCAUGGGCGUGUGUGUUCUGUGUUUGUGUGUACGUCAGGCUCAUGGGCGUGUGUGUUCUGUGUUUGUGUGUACGUCAGGCUCAUGGGCGUGUGUGUUCUGUGUUUGUGUGUACAUCAGGCUCAUGGACGUGUGUGCCACCCUGAGGACGGAUCAGGAGACUAAAGUCACCCUGGUGUUUGAGCACGUGGACCAGGACCUUAAGACCUACCUAGAGAAGGCCCCCGCCCCAGGACUGCCCCCCAGCCGCAUCCAAGACCUGAUGCGUCAGUUGCUGUGUGGCCUGGCAUUCCUCCACUCGAAUCGCGUGGUGCACCGGGACCUGAAGCCAGAGAACAUCCUGGUCACCAGCCGUGGUCAGGUGAAGCUGGCCGACUUUGGACUGGCAAGGAUCUACAGCUACCACAUGGCCCUCACUCCUGUGGUGGUGACUCUGUGGUACAGGCCUCCUGAGGUCCUGCUCCAGUCCACCUACGCUACGCCUGUGGACAUCUGGAGUACGGGCUGCAUCUUUGCUGAGAUGUUCCGACGCAAACCAUUGUUCUGUGGAGACUCUGAAGUGGACCAACUGGGAAAGAUAUUCAAUGUGAUUGGCCUGCCACCUGAGGAGGAGUGGCCUGCUGAUGUCACCCUCUCACGACACAACUUCAGUCCUAUCAGCCCCCGCCCAAUCACCGACUACGCUCCAGAGAUCAAUAAACAGGGGACAGAGUUGCUGCUGAAAAUGCUAACUUUUGACCCUCUAAGAAGAAUCUCUGCCCUGAAUGCUCUAGAACAUCCUUACUUCCAGGAGAAUGAGGAGGAAGUGACAAAUGGUUAAAAUGCAGUUAAUGACAUGGAAGGACAGUACCAUGAGGAAUGGUAACCCUGACUCCAUUUGUGUAAUUGUCAUUCAGUGCAUUUCAGGCCAGGUUCCUGUUGUGUAGUAAGAUAUAUAUUUUUUAAAGGACCCACAAGCUAGUCACACCCAGUGGACCACCUGGAGAAUGUAAGGCGAGAAGUGGGGUUUUAGGACCAUAUGGAUAUGAACCUGAAGAGGGAUUGACUCGUUCAUUCCCCAAGUGAAAUGUGCACCCAUACAUACAACACGGAACGGAAUAACUGUCCUGAGUCAUUAAUAUUAUAGCUUAAUGUAUUUUUGUAAAUUCACACACGAACACAGUAGCUAAGAGGCAUUUGUUGAACAGGUUUACAGGCCAAAUGUAUUUUUCUGUACCAAGCAUCCCUCCCAAUGUAUCAGUGUUGCAAAGACUAAUAAAGCUGCUCCAAUCAACUAACAGGCA
Messenger RNA from Oncorhynchus kisutch (coho salmon), 3875 nucleotides. Its product is annotated as cyclin-dependent kinase 4. Gene Ontology annotation, biological process: signal transduction; G1/S transition of mitotic cell cycle; protein phosphorylation. Gene Ontology annotation, cellular component: cytoplasm; cyclin-dependent protein kinase holoenzyme complex; nucleus. The record is from RefSeq and is a predicted model, not a curated record. NCBI's taxonomy places the organism in Eukaryota, Metazoa, Chordata, Actinopteri, Salmoniformes, Salmonidae. The transcript is spliced from 7 exons. Bases 2300 to 3412 code for a protein of 370 amino acids. Gene Ontology annotation, molecular function: cyclin binding; cyclin-dependent protein serine/threonine kinase activity; ATP binding.